Rhagoletis pomonella (apple maggot) is the source of this 3974-nucleotide messenger RNA. Its product is annotated as serine-rich adhesin for platelets-like. Lineage: Eukaryota; Metazoa; Arthropoda; Insecta; Diptera; Tephritidae. The annotation marks the transcript as partial. The transcript is spliced from 2 exons. The record is from RefSeq and is a predicted model, not a curated record.
ACAAACCAGAAGUGCAAAUCCACUGCCAAUAAUACUGUGAACAACAAAAACACUGCCAAAAUAUCCACCACAAUUGUGUUCAUACUGCCAGCCAACUGCAGCCACCUGCCCCACUGCCACAUAUACACCGCAGCCAUAGCCACAGCCAGCGCAAACGUGCCACGGAGCAGCUGAGGGUACGCCCCCACGCCAAGACGCCUUACAAAACCACCGUCAACGCCACCGCCACCGCCACCACUGCCAACAAAAUGCCCAUUUGCAACAAGCCACCGCUGAGCGAAGCAAAAAGUGCCACCGCCUUCGAUGACCACGCCUCAGAGGCAGCCAAAAUGAAACGCACGCGCGAGCAAGCCUACUUCAAUUCAUACAAUUUCGAUGCAAUUCAAGCGCUGCCCUACAAUAAUGAUGGCGAAGAAUUAGUGGAAGAAGCGGCAGUACAAAAAGUCGUUGGUAGUCAGGUCAGGCCGAUCGCUGCGCUCCUCAGCACAAAUUUAGUCACUACGAAAGUAUCGGCAACAUCGUCCACAGCCGGCAGUGGUAGCCAGCCCCAGCAUAAUACGCUUAAAACAAUCUAUCGCGGCGGCGGUGCAGCGUCAUUCGCCUCGUCGCACAGCAAUCGCAGCCACGGCAGCUUGCACAGCAGCAGCGGUCGCAGCAGUGAACGCGGUAGUCAGCAUAGUGGCCAUAGCAGUGAUAUGAAUGGUUACUUGCGUCGUCAGCAUUCCGGCGAACUGACCUACACGUACAUGCAACGCUUUGGUGCGCUUUUAGUGCAUUCGCGCAACGCAUCACCGUCUUCGGAAUUGGGGAGGAGUUGUGUUGGUGGUGGUGGUGGUGGUGGUGGUGGUGGUGGUGCCGGUGCCGCUGAUGCGAUUGGCAUUCAAGGAGGAAAUGGAGAAGGAGGAGGAGGAGUUGCCAACGCAUGCGAAGAAAUUGCGGCGGUGCAUGGGAAGUGUACAACGGAAGUGUCGGAGAAUGGGAGUUUUCUGCUGCCACGCGCCAUGCUGAAGUAUCAAAGUGUUGGCAAUGCGAAUUCAAUGCCAUUGGCAGUCAACAUCAGUGGACGCGCGGACAAAUUACUGCAAAAUAGCCAUAACCAACAGCAGAUGGCCAACAAAAGCAGCAGCAACAACAACAACAACUUCAACGAUAGCAUAAAUAAUUGUAGCAAUAGCCCCAGCAGCAGCGGUAAAACAAUGAUGAUGACCACCAAUGCCAUUAGCAGCAAGCACACACAACACAACAACAACAACAACAGCAACAGCAAUAGCAACCACAUCAGUAGUAAUAAUAAGAGUAACGCUGUUACAAACACAGCCAAAACAAAGGCGAUAAAUACCAACAGCAGCAGCAAUGGUAAUAGCAACAAUAACAGCAACAAUAAUAGUAUUUGCAACACCAACACUACCAAAAACAGGCUAAACUAUGCGAACAGCAAUGAUGGUUACGCCAGUUUACUAGUCGCCAGCGAUGUCGAUAGUGGUGCGCCAUUCAGAGUAUCAACGGCCACGAAGACGGCAGCAGCUGCAACAGCAACAGCAACAGCAAAAGCUAAAUCAACAGUGCCAAUAGCAACCACCUCAGCACCGGGUGCAGCAGUGCGCGUCAAGAAACAGUCUACCAGUUCGACAAUAACAACGACGACGACCGCGUCUAGCGUGAGUGCCGACGAACACAACGAAGUGACGACAAACACAACGAAAACGGGGACGGGGACGGCGACGGGGACGGGGACGACGAUACGGAGUAGCAACGGCGGCAAAGUCACAACGUCGUCAAAAACCAGCGAUUCCAAAUUGGCCCAGAGCGGUGGUGGCAGUGUGCGCCGCGGACGCACCAGUUCACAUCAGUCGCACUAUUCGACGGACAAAAGCGGCUCGUCCGGUUACUACAGUUCGAAUGUUUGCUCCACAUAUUCACUGGACGAGCAUAUCUAUUGUGAACCGGUUAUAGAUAUCCUAGACGUGAGUGGCACUGGCACUGGCACUGGCACUGGUGGGGUUGGUGUUGGAGCCGGCGCUGGUAAGAGCAGCAGUAAAAGUGCAGUCAAAACAACUGUCAGCGGGAAUAGCAACAGCAAAAACACAGCGGCGCCGGCAACGAUAACGGCCGCAACAACGAUGGUUCAUAGCCACGCGCGGGAUAUGAGCAGUAAAGGAGGUGUGACACAGCGUUAUUAUGGACGUCGCAACGGCACGGCGGCAAGUCGAAACGGCGAAAGUGGUAUUGCCGGUUGCAGCGAGUUGGACGGUGGCGAGGACGAUUGCGAUGGUGAAGCUGGCGAUGCAACUGCAUCGGCUGCGCGAUACCCCAACAAGGCUGGCAAUAGUUCGCAGGAUGCGCCGAAGAGCACAUUUGGUGCGGUCAGCAAAGUGCCGGCUAGCUUGCAAUUCUUAUUACAACGACAAACCUCCGAGGAAUACACAGAUUCACAAUCGCAAUAUUUCAGCGAUAAUCUGCGCAUACUCGAGACCAGCAUCGAGAAUCUCGAUCGCCAUUUGAAAAAUUUUCCAAGUCUAAGUUCGCACGAACGCAUUGCUGCCUUUGUACAGACCCAGCAUCAUCAUCAUCAUCACCACGCAUACCUGCCGAUGCCACCGCACGCGUUGGAUGCUAGCGGCGGCGAUAAGUUGGCUAGCCGUGUACCCCAACACCCGCAUCAUUAUUUGCCCACCAUUAUGGAGGGCUACGAUCCCGCCAAUCAACCGCGUCGCUCAUGGCCCGACGAUAUGGUGGACGAUUCGCUGCUCGACAUAGACCUCGACUCAUUUUUGCUAGUCAAUGAGCGCACUGCUGGCGGCAAGUUGCGCAAGCCACAGCAAUUGCGCGAUGGUGGCAUCGACAAUCCCACUUUUCUCACCGAUGAGCAGGAGGAGGAGAAUAAUUAUAAGUGUGCAAAGUAUAUAAAUUCCUGCCCUGACGAUGCGUAUCGCGUCGAAAGUGAUAUCGUUGCUGGUACGGGCACCGUCUCGGAGAAGUCAGUUUCGGUCGCAGACCACUACAUGAAACGCUAUGAAGAUCAGCUGCACUUCCAGAACACGCGUGAGCUGCUCGAGGAUGUGCGCGACAAGAUACGUUUGCUCUCGCAGGCGAGUGGCAGCGCCGGUACGCACAGCUCCGAUGCACAUUUGAAUAAUCCUGCGGCGCCUGCGCAGCAACUGCCACAUGAGCUGGAAGGCAUGAUUAAGACGCUGAAAAACGAGUUGGAAAACUAUUUGGAUCGCAUGAACCAGCACAGCGAAUUGGAAAUACGUCAACUAUGCAGCGGGCUUGUAAGAAAUCACAAUAUCGUAAAAAUGAAGAAGGCCUUCGAGCGUCGCCGUUCGACGCACAGUCUCGGUACGAUCGAGUCGGAUUACGGUUACAUCGCCGGCAACUACGAAGCAAUCUGCGAUGGCGUGCCCGUGAGUAUACGUGAACAAAUCGCCUCGAUACGCUGCGCGAGUGAUCCGAAUUUCAAAAUGAAGCGAAAAUCCCUGACUGAGGUAUUUCCCGUCACCAAUUGUUAUGCAGAGUCGGAAACUUUGCAACGCGUAUCGUCACAAACGUCGCUAGCGCAGCAGCAACGUCGUCCAUCGCUACCGCAUCGCGAUCGUUACACCGCAGAGCGUAGACAGCGCGAACGUGAUCAAAAUGUGAUAACCUUGCAUGUGCCCACAACGCAACUGCAACGCAAUCUCUCAUUCCAGCAGCCGGUAUUGAGUAAAUUAGAUGCGAAAACAUUAUCAGCGCCACCGGCGGAUGCCGAAAUCGGCGGUAAAGUUAAACCAAAUGGUGGCGGCUGCAGUUCGGCUGGUAAUGGUAGCGGCGCGGAAUCGGGCGAAUCAGGUGAUAAGGACUCAAUUUUGGAAUGGCAUCGAAAGAAGCCGAGCAUUUGGGAAAUGUACUAUGGUACGAAUCGCAUGAAUCAAUCGCUGUUGGGCAAGCGCAAUGCCAUGGCCGCGAACAACAGUAAUCAAGUCACAAUGUCUUAU